This is a messenger RNA of Diabrotica virgifera virgifera (western corn rootworm), 7817 nucleotides long. Its product is annotated as zinc finger protein OZF. NCBI's taxonomy places the organism in Eukaryota, Metazoa, Arthropoda, Insecta, Coleoptera, Chrysomelidae. Bases 271 to 1191 code for a protein of 306 amino acids. Gene Ontology annotation, molecular function: RNA polymerase II cis-regulatory region sequence-specific DNA binding; DNA-binding transcription factor activity, RNA polymerase II-specific. The record is from RefSeq and is a predicted model, not a curated record. Gene Ontology annotation, cellular component: nucleus. Gene Ontology annotation, biological process: regulation of transcription by RNA polymerase II. The transcript is spliced from 2 exons.
AGAUCACAAGUACUUAAAACUGAGAGGUUGGUGUCGACUACUGUCGACCGCUUUUUUUUAUUAAAAUAUGUGCUUGUGGACUUGGGGGCUUAUUAAUUAGACCUCCCUUUGUUUUCAUAGUAUGUUUUACUGUGAUUAAUAUAAUAUCAAAUUCAUCAAAUAGAGGUAAAACAGGACUUGAAUUGAAAUAUUAAUAUGGGUGAAAUACAUCAAUCAAUGGCAGAAGUAAGUGAAUGAUGCUCUUUUAAUACUAAAAUCAAGUUUGAUCAAAUGGAACUAAAUCAAGAGGUUAGUGAGGACUCCUGUAAAUCAGAAAUACAAGCUAAUGAGGUGAAUGAUGCUCUCUUUGAUACUAAAAUCAAGUUUUGUCAAAUGGAAGUAAAACAGGAGGUUAGUGAGGACACCUGUAAAACAGAAAUACAAGAUGAGGUGAAUGGCGCUGUUUUUGAUUACCUUAAAAUUGAGCUUAAUGAAGAGCUGGAGAAAGAAAGUACACAUAAUGCAUCUGAUUAUUUAGAAUCAAAUGAAGACUCUAUAAAAACUGAAAUAGAAGGAGUUGAAGAAAAACUAACAAAUAAAAAAAGUUUUCCCCUUGAAGAUAUACAAACUGAUGCAAGCAAAGUAUUCAAAGACCCUGUUAGAACUAAUGGUACUUUGAACCAAUAUCUAUCUGCUGUUACAUGUGAAGUUUGCACCAAACAAUUUUUCACAAAAAAUCUUUUAACCAUAGAUAUAAGUGAGAACAUCAAAAAAGGAAUUUACACAUGUAAAACAUGCACCAAAGACUUCUUAAAAAGUUUUGAUUCAAAGUCACAAGUGGAAACCCACAAUACUGGAGAAAAACCGUUUGAAUGUGAAAUUUGCUCCAAAUUGUUUUCACAAACAUGCCAUUUGAAUGAGCAUAUGAAACUACACACGGGAGAUAAACCUUUUAAAUGUGAAAUAUGCUCCAAAGUGUUUUCACUAAAAUCCAAUUUAAAUAAGCAUGCGAAAGUCCACAAGGGAGAUAAACCUUUUGCGUGUGAAGUAUGCUCCAAAACGUUUUCACUGAAAUGCAAUUUAAAUAAGCAUAUGAAAAUCCACACGGGAGAUAAACCUUUCACUUGUAAAAUUUGUUCCAAAGUGUUUUCACGUAAAUGCAAUGUAGAAAGACAUGAGGAAAUGCACUGGAGAAACACCUUUUACAUGUGAAAUUGGCUCCAAAAUCAAAAGGAUCAGCAAGCUGACCCUUGGAAGGGUGGACUUCUAUGUGUAAGUGAAACAUCAAUCCCCAAAUAUACAGCUUUAUUUAACACUAGGCUCGGGAGUGUUGUUACAAUUUAACUUAUUUAUAAGAGUAUUUACUGUUGAUCUUAAUGUUCUAGCGAAAACAAGAAAAGAGUUAAAAAACGUUAUAAACAGAUUAGAAAAGGAGGCAAGAUAUUUUGAUUUAGAAAUAAACCAGGAACAGUCAAAAUACGUGAUACUCGGAAAUACAGACCAAAACGAAGAGGGACAGUUUACUUUCUAUCUAAUGAAGCAAAGGAAUACAAUUUUUCAACGAAAACUUUUCGUUUAUAAAUUCGCAAAAGUGUGUGUGUUAUUGCGUUGCCGCUCCUGAAAUAUCUACAGGCCACCUAGCGAUGGAUUCCUAUGUAGUUUUGUCUUCUGAAUCCAAAUCUGAAAACGGCAUUUCGCUAUCUCUAACCAUCUUCGAGAUAUCCGACCUCAAAGUCGUCAUUGUGACGUCACAAGCCUCCUUUAAAUUGUCAUUUUCUUCCGACAUAGAAACGUCAACUUUACUUUGUUUUCGUUUGACGCAACUAAACGUCAACAUAAAAUUGAAAUGUCAGAUAAACAAAUUUUAUUUAUGUUAAUGUAAUGUUAAAUUACAGUUCACUAUUUUCAAGGAAAACUGUUUAUUUUGUAUUUAUUUAUUUUUAUUAGAUAUAAAGUUAGAUCUUUUAUAAUAUAAAGUUAGAUCAAGAUUAAAGUAUCUUUAUUUUUCACAAUAUUGAAAAGUGUUAUAAAAAGUUGUUUGGAGUUAAAAACUAUGUUCUAAUAUGCAAUUAUAGGGCUUUUCAUUCACAGUCAUUUGUUUCGAGCUUCUGUCAUGUGUCACAUAAUAUUAAUGUAUCUACGUCAUACGUUAUUGGUAUAUAACAAUGAUACAAACCAAAGACGUAUGGCGUAGAUAUAUUAAAUUAUGUGACACAUGACAGAAGCUCGAAAUAAAUGACAAUCGAUGAAAAGCCCUAUUACUUGUAUGUACAUCCUUCUAGAGAUAAAAAAAAUAUUUGAAAUUUUUUCUCAAAUUACGGAUACCAAUAUCAUUUUCAUUCAUAACUCUUUUAUUAUUAAUUUUACGAAGAAAAGUUAUUCUUCAUAAAAAGAUCUGCAUGGUCUAAAAUCUAACAUGCAAUCAUCAUAUAUCAAAUUUUAUCAAUUUUAUUCGAGGUAUGUCAAAAAAUAUGAAUUUCGUUCGAGAGUAGAGUACCUUUAUAGUUCACAAUAUUUAAAUUAGGAUAUAAUUGCAUAUUAAAACAUAAAAUUUAAUACUAAACAACUUUUCGUUAUGAUAAUGCUCGCAUUUUCAGCUUUUUAUUUAUUUAUUUAUUUAUUUUCAACGGGCUGCUGCCCAAUAUGAUUACAAGUUUAUAAUAUAAUAUUUCAGUAUACUUAUGUGUGUCAAUAAUUAAAAUAUAAAAGAAUAGUUAUAAUAAUACAAUAAAAUAUAAAUAUCACAAACAGAUUUACAUAUCACAACAAUGAUUAUCUAUUCCACAACUACUCAAAUAAACAUACGCCUGAGGCCCGAAAUGAAUUCAGCUUUCGGUGCAAAAAAAUCUAGAUCAGGGUGAAUAUUUGCCCAUCUUAGUGCUCGAGAUGAAAAGUUGUUAUAAGCAUAGUUGGUUCUGUGAAUAGGAACAUAGAAAGUUUGGUUUAAUCGUGUUCUGUGGGGAGGUACAUGGAGACCAACCUGCUCAAGUAGCUGAGGACACAAAACUGUUGAAUUAACUAUGCCAUAAAGCAUCUUUAAUUAUUCGUCGGUUUCGCAAUGAGAAAAUGCCAAGUUGGGUUUCAAUUUGAUGAUAAUUUACUUGAUUUAACUCGAAAGGUAUACCCAGUUUAUAUGCUACAUAUUUCAAGAACUUGUGUUGGACUGUCUCGAUUUUUGAUAUGUAAAUAUCAGUGGCGACGCGUGACUUUUUCUGAAGUGUUACCAAAACCAGAUGCAAAAAAUCUUAUUUAAAAAAAUGAUGAUAUGGCUAAAUGUAUAUAUACACUCACCGGCACCAAAUUCCGCCACCCAAAAUUUUUGAUUAAGUUUGACAAUCUAUAACUUUAUUAUUUGUACUUCGAUUUUCAAGAUUCUUGCACGAGUUUGUAGGUACAUGUAUUGAUCCUCCUAACUUUAAAAAAUUCUGUGGAAAAAUUGGAGGGCUGAUUUUGCUUCAUACUCCUUUUGUAUUAUCCUGGAGGUAUCACUAAGGUCUUGUUUUUUGAAUUAUCUGAAUAUCUCUUUUCUUGUAAGAGUUGUAAUUAAAAAAACUGCUUUGAAGGUUUAUUUAAUUAAAAAUAUCAAACGCACUAAAAUUAACAAAACAAAACAAAUUUAACAACAAAACAAUUCAAUAGCGGUUAUGUCCACCUCUUGCACUGACAACUGCUCGCAAUCUGUUUAGCAUCUAAUAAAGAUGUGUUUUCCUUGCCUGGGGAAUAGCCCGAUAUUCCUCUACCAGGGCCAUAACUGUACCAAAUUUUCUGGAGGCCUAGGAUGACGGCAAAUAGCUUUUUUUAUCCGUCCCAUAAAUGCUCAAUAUGAUUGAGAUCUGGGCUGCAUGCGGGCCAUUCUAAUCUUAUCAAUCCAACCUCAAUUGUAUGAGUCAAUCAGUGUUUUUCCAUUUUUCCACAGAAUUUUUUAAAAUCAGGAGAAAAUACAACGCUUCCUUUCACCCCUGUACAAUGACAUGCAAGCAAAAUUUUUUGUUACCGGAAUAAUACCAAACAAUAUGAAUACAUGUACCUACAAACUGGUGUAAGAAUCUUGAAAAUCGGAGCACAAAUAAUAAAGUUAUAAAUUGUCAAACUUAAUCAAAAAUUUUGGGUGGCGGAAUUUUGUGCCGGUGAGUGUAGCUUCAAUAAUAUAAUUUUGUAUAUCACUUGAAACUCUCGAAAAAACAGAUGUUUCUAGAUGUUGACAACAUUUUUGAUGUUUUUUGGCAAUUAAUGUUAACAAUUCCCUGUAAUUGCCUGGAUUAUCAGAGUCGUCGCACUCAAAAUGACCACGAAACGCUAGUUCUUGUUUGGCCCAAAAACAUACAGUAUCUAUUAUAAGUGUGCUAAGGAUAUACCUAUCUAUUUUUUUAACAAACUCAUUAUGUUUAGCAAUAUUUGCUUUAAAAGCUUGGUUAAGAGAACUUUUGAUUUUUGUUUUGCCAAACUGAAUCAAAUUGGGUAUACAUCUUACAUGUAGGUAACGGAGAAAUUUCAUGUCUCCUUUUUAAAAAUCUAACACUAUUUAAAUCGUGAACCUGGUCCACCCAUUUUUCUGUAGAAACGCGAAGACAUGGCCAACAAUACAGUAUAAUUGUUUAAAAUCGGUCUUUCAUUUUUAAUCUCAUUUUUUUCUUCAAAAUUAUACAAGGAUAAUUACUUUUCAAGUAGUUGAUCGAUUAAGAAGCGACACUCAUCCAUUAGGUCUGGAUCCCGCGUAUGAAAAAAAAGUUGAUUAAUAGCAAGCUGAUAAUUUGUUAAUAGCUUAAGGGUGUCUAAUCGGAUAAACUUUGAUAUAUGGGAACACUGGAACAGGGGCAGUUUUAAUUGUGGAACAGGUUAAAAAUUUGGAACGGUCAGACCACGAAAACGGCUCAUUUAUUUUGUCCGACAGAACAGACUUAAACUCUCCGAACAGAGAUUAAACUCUCAUGCAAAAAUCAGACUGCUAUUUAUCACCUGUCAAAAUUCCUGUCAUUUGACAUAUUCUACAUGUUCCACUCAUUAAAACUCCCAUUUGGUGAUUAAUAGCAGUCUGAUUUUUGCAUGAGAGUUUAAUCUCUGUUCGGAGAGUUUAAGUUUGUUCUGUCGGACAAAAUAAAUGAGCCGUUUUCGUGGUCUGACCGUUCCAAAUUUUUAACCUGUUCCACAAUUAAAACUGCCCGUGUUCCAGUGUUCCCAUUUAUCAAAGUUUAUCCGACUAGACACCCUUAAGCUAUUAACAAAUUUUCAGCUUGCUAUUAAUCAACUUUUUUUUCAUACGCGGGAUCCAGACCUACAUGGUUAACUGCACGCACACUUUUUAUAGGUACUGUCACCAAUUUUAAAUCUUGUAACAGCGCUACUGAUACACAGCGCGCUUAUGCCGUCGCUUCUUCAAAAUUAUCAGUCACUAGCCGGUCCCGAGCGCCAGCGUGGGUAUAUAACCAUUGUAACCAGAAAUGAGUCUGGUAACAGAGUAAAGUGCAACUGAGUCACAUAAACUCGCCAAUAUUUUCGUGUCUACGAGUAGUUGGCUAUUUACUGAGUUAGGUACUAUUACCACAUAAUAUAAUAAUAUAUUUCUAUUGGUAAAAAUAUUGGUAAAUAGAGUUAUUCAUCGUCAUAAAAUAUUUAUUUGCAAGAUUUUUACCUGUUAACGAUGGUAACAGUGGUUACAUGGACGCUUCGCCAGUGGUAAAUAUAAGAUGGAGACCAUACACAAGAACAAUACUCUAGAUGAGGUCUAACUAAAGAACAAUAUAGUAGUUUAAUUCCUUCAAUAUUCUGAAUGUCUCUAGUGCAUCUUUUUAUAAAACCAAGCAUUUGUAAAGAUUUGUAAAUUUUUUACGUAUAAUGUGAUUCAAAUAAAAGUUUACAGUCUAAGUUAAUUCCCAAAUCACGAAUUUUAGUAACCCAGUCAACAGGAAUAUUCUGUAUAUUAUAAUUAUAUUCUAUUGGGUCUCUCGAUCGUCCAAAAGAAAUAGCAUGACACUUGGUUGGAUGCAUUCAGGGCCAUGGCAUUCAACAUACACCACUCACUCAACCGAUCAAGAUCAUGUUGAAGAUUAAUACAAUCUUCUGUAUUGUUGAUAAUUGUGUAGAACUUUAGAUCAUCUGCAAAAAGAAGAGGUGAACUGUGCCGGAAGCAGUGGUGUAUAUCAUUGAUGAAUAUGUUAAAUAACAGGGGCCCCAAAUGCGAACCCUGAGGUACUGAAUGAACCUUAAUCUCACUGGAAUCAAAACCCCUGAUACGCACCAUCUGAACUCGGUCAAUCAAGUAUGUUAUUUUGAGAGAGUGGUCCAUUUUAUGUAUCUGGGAGUUAUUAUAGAGGAGAAAGGUCAGGAAGAAUGGGAGCUGAAUGCCAGAUUAGCAAAGGGAAAUAAAUAGAUGCGAAGUCUAAGACCACUUCUUCUUCUUUGAGUGCCUCUCCUAUCGGAGAUUGGAUAUCAUUAGGGCGAUUCUAAUUUUAUUUACUGCUGUUUUGAACAAUUCGUUAGUGGUACAGCCAAACCACUCUCUCAAAUUUCUCAUCCAGGACAUUCUUCUACGGCCUGGAUUUCUUCGUCCUUGGAUUUUUCCUUGCAUUAUAUUUUGUAGGAAUGUGUACUUUUGUCCCCUCAUCAGGUGGCCUAAGUAUUCAAGUUUUCUCUUUUUUAUAUUCAGUAGAACUUCUGGCUCGUUAUUUAUUCUGCGUAUUACUUCUUCAUUUGUAAUUUUAUCCACCCAACUUAUUCUUAGUAUACGGCGGUAGCACCACAUCUCAAAGCUUUCAAGAUUUUUAAUAUUCCUCUGUUUAAGAGUCCAUGACUCAACACCGUAGAGCAAAGUACUGAAUACAUAGCAUUUUAACAUUCUAGUUCGUAGAUGAAUACUAAUAUCACGAUUACAAAAUAAUUUUUUCAUUUUUAUAAAAGUAGACCUGGCAAUUUCAAUACGUCUUUUUAUCUCGUAAUUUUGGUCACCUGUGUCAUUGAUAAGGGUUCCCAAGUAUUUGUAUUCGUUUACUUUUUUAAGUUGGGUACCGUUUAUUGUGAUACUAGUGUCAUUUAUUGGAUUCUUACUGAAGGUCAUAUAUUUGGUUUUUUUUGACGUUCAUCCUUAUGCCGUAGUUAUUACAUAUCUCAUUCAUACUUUCAACUAGAUGUUGUAGAUCUUCCGCUGUUCUUGCCAUUAUCACAGUAUCGUCAGCAUAUCGAAUGUUAUUGAUAACUUCUCCAUUGACUAUUGUCCCUUCGUUUGCAUAUGAGAGAGCUUCUUGGCAUAUUUGUUCGUUGUAGAUAUUAAACAAGAGCGGUGACAUUAUACAACCCUGUCGUACCCCUCUACGUAUUUCUAUUUCGUCCGAUGUUUGGUCUUCUAUUUUUAUAUUAGCUCGCUGAUUCCAGUACAGAUUUAAUAUUAUUUGUAUGUCUCUGGUGUCAAUGUUCUUACUCACCAGGACUUCUUUGAGUUUACUGUGGCGUACUUUGUCAAAGGCCUUUUCAAAGUCUAUAAAGCAAGGCUUCAGUUCUGUAGGGAUUUCAUCAGGUCCGUUUGCUUUUCCAUUUUUAGCGUUUCUUAUUGCGUAUUCUACUUCUUCUUUCAAUAUGUCUGUCCCAGUUGCAUUGAUUAUCUGAGGUAAGGUGUUUCUAUCGUCUUCAAAUAAUUCAUUCAGGUAUUCUGUCCAUCUUUUUAUUUUAUUCUCUAGAUCUACAAUAAGAUUUCCAUCUUUGUCUUUAAGUUUACCUAUUUGGCAUUUCUUUAUGCUUCCUGUUAUCUCUUUUACUUUUUUGUGCAUAUUGAACACAUCGAACGCGAACGCAUCGUACUAAGACCACUGAUAACAUCCAAAUAUAUAUCGAGAAAAACGAUAAUAAAA